AUGGUUCCGUUCCUUCGACGCAGCGGCGUCACUGCUAAACCGCUGCCUGGUGCGCACUUUUCGACACUUGAGUCCCAAAAGCAAUCUUCCCUACCCCUUACGAUGGCGCAUAUUCCCAAGCAUAGAGCUCUCCCAGACAAGGAGAACAAGCUCUUCAGGGAGCUUUUGACCCAAUAUGAGCUCAAGCAGUACAAGAAAGGUAUCAAGGCUGCCGACACGAUUCUCAAAAAGUUCCCCAACCAUGGAGAAACCAUCGCUUUGAAAGCCCUUACCAUCCACUCUUCCCUUCCCGACCCUAUGACCGCCUCAGCCGUGCCAAAGAAGGAAGAAGCAAAAGCCAUGGCUCGUCUUGCUGUCAAGAAGGACAUCACCAGUCACAUCACAUGGCACGUUCUUGGUAUCUUUGCCAAGUCAGAACGGAACUGGGACGAAGCUUCCAGAGCAUUUGCCCAGGCGCGAAGGCUCGACCCCGACAACAUUCCUCUCAUUCGAGACUCUAUCAGCCUCCUCACCCACACCCGACAGUACUCUCAAGCUCUCCAAGCUCGACAUCACUUCCUUACCCUCCGUCCUCAGAUUCGUGCCACCUGGCUCGGUCUUGUUGUUGCCCACCACCUCGCAGGUGAUGCCGACGAAGCUAUUCGGGUGUACAAUGACUAUACCGAGGCGACCGCCAUCGAUGGAGCUACUGCUCCCGAGAAAGCGCAGACCCUCAUGUAUGUGAUCUCACUUUGCAUCGAGGCCGGAAGAAAGGAGGAGGCGUUGGAGAGGCUGGAGGCAGGCGUGAAGGAGGAGGUCAUCUCGCCGAGAGGACAGGUCUCUCUGACCAAGGCGCAGCUUUUGGGCGAGCUGGAGCGAACAGAAGAGGCGUUGAAGGUCUGGGAAGAGCUUUUGAAGCAAAACUCGGACAGCUUGGAUUACUACCGGGGCUACUUUAAGGCCAAGGGUCUCGAUCUUGCUGGACCUCACGACGAAGCCGCCCAAUCAGCUCUGCUCGAGUCCCUCGAACAGCUUUCCCAGAAAUAUCCUCGCUCUGCCGCCCCCCGUCGAUUGGCUCUCGACGUUGCCCAAGGCGAAAAGUUCCGACAAAUCGCCCAGGCAUAUAUCGUCAAGGGUCUCGAACGUGGUGUCCCCUCAUUAUUCGUCGACGUCAAGAGCAUCUACUCUGAUUCCACAAAGAUGACCGUCAUUGGCGAAAUCGUCCAGGAGAUCAUCUCCAAGCUCGAGAAAGAGUCCACUCUCGCCAACGACGGCAGCAUCGCCCCUCCUACCGUCCUCCUCUGGGCAUACUACUACCUCGCUCUUCAUCUCACACACCCUCGCAACGCUUCUCCCAACCCUACGCGCGCUCUUGAGCUUGUUGAACUUGCCAUCACCCACACCCCCACUCUUCCGGAGUUGUACAUGGCAAAGGCCAUCGUGCUCAAACGUGCUGGCGACCCUCUGGGUGCGGCGCACGAGAUGGAGAAGGCCCGUCUGCUCGAUGGACAAGAUCGAUUCUUGAACGGCAAGGCUGCCAAGUACUGGCUCCGAGCUGGCAACGUCGAGAAGGCCGAAGAGCUGUUGGCGAUGUUUACCAAGAAGGACAUGUCGCCGAUCCAGGACUUGACAGACUUGCAGUGUGUCUGGUUCUUGCAGGAGGAGGGUGAUGCGUACAGGCGGAGUCAGAAUAGGGGAAUGGCGUUGAAGAGGUAUCAGACGGUGGUGUCUGUGUUCAAGGAGUAUGAGGAUGAUCAAUAUGAUUUCCAUGGUUACUGCACUCGACGAGAUACCUUCUCUGCCUACAUCGAGUUGCUCAACUACGAAGAAACCCUCCGCUCGAAUCCCCACUAUGCCAAAGCUGCCCUCGCUCUCAUCUCCAUCUACACUGAAAUCUCCGACAACCCCUCUCUCACCGUCGAGCACAUCACCCCUGAAGAAGAAGCCGAGCGCAAACGACUCGCCAAAAAGGCCCAAAAGGCCGAGUCUAAAGCCAAAAAGGCCGCUGCGACAUCGGGAGACAAGAAGGAGGAACCGCCUUUGCCGGAUGAGGACCCCAAGGGAGAGAAGCUCUUGAAGAGCGAGACGCCGCUGGAUGAUGCUGAGAAGGUGUGGAAGGCUUUGGAGCAGCUGGCUGGGGAGAGGGUGGAGACUUGGUUGGCGGGAUACGAGAUUUUCAGCAGGAAGAAGCUCUACGCGGCUGCUCUCCGAAGUUUGCUCACUGCCCAAUCAAUCGCCCCCUCCAACCCUACCCUCCACCACCAGAUUCUCAAUUUUGCCCGCCUCACCUCUUCUGCCGACUUGCCCGCUCCUAUUGCCCAGGUCAUCGAGCAAAGUCUCCCCACGCUGCUUGGCGGUAAAGAUGCCAAGUCCGCUAGCGAGGCUUUCGUAGAGCAAGCGAUCAAGGGCUCCGAUGCUGAGGCUAUCCUCGGUGCCACCAAGGGUCACCUCGAAGUCAAUCACACCGACGUCUCUGGCGCCAUCUCCAUCCUCUCCAACUUUGCUUCUCCUUCCGUCCCUCCUAGCGUACAGGGUUUCCUCUCUGCCAUCAACUUCAUCUCUUCCCGAGAAGGCGCAGAAGAGGCGCAGGUGGAAGCGCUGAGGCAAAAGUUGGAGGAGAGGAUGCCCCUGGCUUGGGCAUUGAAGAGUGGGAAGGAGCAAGGGGCGAGAAAGGAGAUGUUGGAAAAGGAGGCGCAGGGGGAAGAGGUCGUGGGAAAGGCGGAUCUCUGA
Messenger RNA from Cryptococcus wingfieldii CBS 7118, 2709 nucleotides. RefSeq names its product peptide alpha-N-acetyltransferase. Bases 1 to 2709 code for a protein of 902 amino acids. NCBI's taxonomy places the organism in Eukaryota, Fungi, Basidiomycota, Tremellomycetes, Tremellales, Cryptococcaceae. Gene Ontology annotation, cellular component: NatA complex; cytoplasm. The transcript is spliced from 5 exons. Gene Ontology annotation, molecular function: protein binding; protein-N-terminal amino-acid acetyltransferase activity. The record is from RefSeq and is a predicted model, not a curated record. Gene Ontology annotation, biological process: N-terminal peptidyl-methionine acetylation.